AUGACAACAGUUUUACGUAGUAAAGAGAACGAGUGUGAUCUUUAUCUGUUUAAAACGCCAAAGCGUACCAGUGCCUUAUCAGCAGCAACAAUGAAUGACCGUAUGUUCUAUUCAAAUACCAUCAAACACAUUGCAUUCACUAGUAAAACGAAUACUACUGAUUUAUCAAUGCAUGUCACGCCAAUGAUGACGCCAAUACGUUCGAAUAGAACAACGAAGUUUUCGACACCUGCAUCGCUUCAACGGCGUCGUGCUUUAGGUCAAGUAAAUUCAAAUAGUAAACCAAUCUGUCCGAUAUUGACAAGUGAUGACCUUUCUCUAUCGACUGAUCUGAAAGAUCUACAUCUCAAACAUGAUGAAUUAGUUAUCCUCCAAGCACCUUCUCCUGCAAAAUCGUUCUCCUACGUAGAAGAUGAUCUUCCACAUCGAUCAGUUCAUCAUAACGCAGAUACAUUUAAUGAUCUUAUGCCAACGAAUGAACGCAUCGAAUGUAUGAUACGCACAAAAUCAACUGGCAUAAAUAUUUUUACUUUCCACGGUGGAAUCGAAAAUACAAUUCGUUAUCAGUCACCACAAUGUUCUCGUGUCGAUGUUUUUACUUUGCUUGAUAUGCUUGAGUAA
Molecule: messenger RNA, 621 nt
Organism: Adineta ricciae
Lineage: Eukaryota; Metazoa; Rotifera; Eurotatoria; Adinetida; Adinetidae
Source: the annotation of a GenBank genome assembly